AUGCGACGAUCUUAGCUUGACUGGCUGCUUGGCAACGCUCUCUCGUCUGUGUUUAUCAGCCGUUUAGUCUGAUCAACGAUAACAGAUUAAUCAUGUUAAACACCGCAUUAAGCUCAUUCGGUGCUCAGGUCGUGCUAGCAGCGUCCAGCGAUGAGAAUCAUCUACCAGAAAACAUGAUUGAUGGAAAUACAGAGACGUUCUGGAUGUCGACCGGGAUGUUUCCACAAGAGUUCAUCAUCCGUUUCCCAGAUAACAUGAAAAUAUCAGUGAUAUCCGUACACAGUUUUAACGUAAAACGCUUAAGGAUAGAAAAAAGCACACAAGCAGAAGCUGAGAAAUUUGAGGUCAUGACAGAGACAGAGUUUGAACAAACAGAGGGAAGUCUACAAACAAAUGAAAUAGCACUGGAUGGCACCAAUGUGACACAUCUGAGGUUUCUCAUCCUGUCUGGAUAUGAUCAUUUUGUCUCAGUGCACAAAGUGGGGAUACAGGCAUAAGAAUGAAUUUUGCUCAGGAUUUGUAAAGUAUUUUAUAUUAUGUACAGCAAUCACUUUUCUAAACAAAAACAAUCUUACUAGAUUUGUGCAUUAAAGCAACCUGUCAAACAUGUCAGAAAAUCAGACUAUGAGUGUUAAGACUCACUUAAAGAUAAUCCCAACAUUUUUAGCACUGUAGGAUUCAAUAAGUAGAAUCUCUUUAUUAGUCUUACACUAGGAUUAUUGUACCCCAAAAAACCCCCACACAUUUAAUGACUUGACAUUAAAAAGCAGCUCAAUAAUGCCAUAUUUUAUACAUUAUAAUUAGCUUACUAUACAAUUUGCAUAAUUCUUUUUACAAAAAUGUCAAAAUCUAAAGAAAUAAAGCUAGAGAAUACUCAGCUGAGGGUUGCAACCUUUUUACUGUUCAUAUCAGGAGGAAAAAGAAAAACAGUCACAGUGACAAACAAGACUGUUCUCUCUUCACAUUCACCAAAGAAAUCAUGGUGUGUAACUGUGAAACUUCACAUCCUGAAGAUGCCAAAGCGAGUCUUCUGCGUGGAGGCGUUGAGAGCGGCACUUAAACUGAGUCCUAAGACGAGGCGCGUGUCAGCAGGAUCGAUGAUUCCAUCAUCCCAAAGUCUGAUUGUAGAAACACCGGAUAAAAAACAUUUUGAAUCUUAGAACAUGAUAUAAUGUGAGCUUAACAUUAAGAUGUGAAGAUGCAUUUCCAUAUAAAAAUGUAUCCAAAUACUGCA
Molecule: messenger RNA, 1234 nt
Organism: Tachysurus fulvidraco (yellow catfish)
Lineage: Eukaryota; Metazoa; Chordata; Actinopteri; Siluriformes; Bagridae
Gene: hspb11
Product: heat shock protein family B (small) member 11
Exons: 5
Coding region: 93-497 (134 amino acids)
Biological process (GO): intraciliary transport
Cellular component (GO): cilium; intraciliary transport particle B; centrosome
Source: RefSeq, a predicted model, not a curated record